AUGUGGCCAUUCUAUUCUUCGAACGAUGGUAUCAUCGUCUCUAAGCGCGCAAAACGUGCUGCUGAUGUGGACACUGCUAACGCUUACGUGCCAGCACAACAUUCGUUAUACCUGCGUGCCACUGCUAGUGAGAUCGUCCGUCACAUCGAGAAGGGCGAGUGGACAUCUUCAGACGUAUUGGAAGCAUACAUUGCCCGAGCGGCACAGGCGCAUGAGAAGACUAACUGUUUGACCGAAGUGUUGUUCGAGCAGGCGCGUCUGGAAGCCAAGCACCUCGACGAGUCAUUUGCCGAAACCAGAAAGCUUGUCGGUCCCUUACACGGCGUACCUAUGAGCGUCAAGGACUACUUCGAUGUCGCGGGCGUUGACAGUACGCUUGGCCUCACCAAAUGGGCCAACAGACCAGCCUCACGCGAUUCAGCUAUCGUCCAGCAGCUUCGUACCGCAGGCGCUAUUAUCAUAGCAAAGACGAUCGUCUCGCAGCACAUGCUCACUUUCGAAUGCAAUCCCGCCCUUUGGGGUCGUGCCACAAAUCCCUGGAGUAGUCUGCAUACAUGUGGGGGGUCAUCUGGCGGCGAAGCUGCUCUUCUCGCCCUAGAUGGCGCGGCAGUCGGUAUAGGGUCCGAUCUAGCUGGAAGUUUGCGUAUCCCCGCUUCCUUUUGUGGAAUAUACUCCUUGAAACCUGGUUUUGGGAGGAUAGCACUAGAAGGCAGCAAAGGACCUCCAUCUGGUUUCGAGGCAGUCGGGAAUGUGGCCGGACCCAUGGGCCGCUCGGUCGCGGAUAUUGAACUAGUGUCAAGACUGACAUUUGGAGUGGAAGACGGUGACUACUUCCCAGUACCGCUGCCUUACCGCGACGUCGACAUCCCGAAGAAACUGAAGUUCGGUUACUUUCUCUCGGAUAACUUCGUGAAGGCUUCGCCUGUUUGCCGACGGGCUGUCUUGGAGACUGUGGAUGCUCUGAGACGAGAAGGACACGAGUGCAUUGAGUUUGAACUCCCACAGCCCGCCUCUCGUCCUCUCGAAAUAUUUUCCGGCCUUGCUUCAUCUGACGGUUAUCGAGAAAUAUAUAAAAAUCUCGGUCAAGACAAACUGGUUCUAGUUACUUGGGUGGUCAGGAAUAUCAUCGGCGACGUCAUAUUCGCCCGCGUCAUGGUACAUUCUAGGAAAAAGACAACCAGUGAACACUGGCAGUAUACUGCUGAGAAAAACGAGUUCGCUCGGGAGUGGAACAAGGAGGUCUGGAUGAACCACGGCUUUGACGGGAUUAUCACGCCUAUCCUUCCUGUUCCUGCGCUUCCUCACGGCGGUGCGGAGUACGUUGCUGCCAUAGCGAACGCUACUGUCACGUACAACGUUGUCGACAGUCCCGUUGGCUGCAUCCCCGUCACUCGUCUUGAUCCGUCUCUUGAUCAGCUCACAGACGAGUGGUUUGAUGGUCCCGGCCAUGGCUCUCAGCUUUUGGAACGUAUGGUCUAUGGGACGAAGAAGAACAAGUAUGCUCUUUAUGAUGUGGAGGCAAUGAAGGGCUUGCCUGUUGGCGUGCAGCUUGUGGGGAGGAAGUGGCAGGAGGAGAAGGUAGUCGAGAUGAUGAAGGUCAUGGACCAGGCGCUGGGAAAGAGAGGGUUUGGCGCGGGAAGUUCGUUAAAGACUGAGUAG
This is a messenger RNA of Stereum hirsutum FP-91666 SS1, 1659 nucleotides long. Its product is annotated as amidase signature enzyme. Lineage: Eukaryota; Fungi; Basidiomycota; Agaricomycetes; Russulales; Stereaceae. Bases 1 to 1659 code for a protein of 552 amino acids. The transcript has 12 exons. The record is from RefSeq and is a predicted model, not a curated record.